UGCAAAAGAGAGAAACUGACGGAUGGUGAAAGCGUCGUGACGUUUGUCAUUGCAAAGUGUUUAACAACGUAAACCAGUCUAAGAAGAAGGAUUGAGGACUUUCCUUCUGAUCUGUGUCUAGAAAUGAAGCGCUGUCACUUCCCAGUACUUUCGUUUCUUUUUCUUUUUCUAUGUUUGGUGGCUUGACAUUCGUAGACCAUGUUCUCGAUGUGAGUGGAAAGACUUUCAGCCGCGGUACCGAUAGAGGACUGGCCUAUGCCAAGUUUAAGGCUCACAAGUUUUCGUACCUGAACAUCACCAGCAUUGCUUCAGAUUAUGUUAUGGAAGCCAUUGAGUGUGGACUGGCUUGUGUCAACAUACCUUCAUGCUUCUCCUUCAACCUGGCUACUCCUGAAGAUGUCAUUGGCAAAAUGCUUUGUGAAUUACUUCCUUCGGACAUGUACAACAACUCAGACAGGUUUGUUGUCAGUCAGAGUCACCACCACUUUAGUAUCAUGUCUCCAUGCAUCAGUUGGCCGUGUCAGAACAAUGGGACAUGCGCUGCACAGUACGAGAAGAACAGCUAUGUGUGUGUUUGCGGGAAAGGAUACACCGGGAAACAUUGCGAAAUGG
Stylophora pistillata is the source of this 612-nucleotide messenger RNA. Its product is annotated as scavenger receptor cysteine-rich type 1 protein M130. Gene Ontology annotation, cellular component: plasma membrane. The record is from RefSeq and is a predicted model, not a curated record. Lineage: Eukaryota; Metazoa; Cnidaria; Anthozoa; Scleractinia; Pocilloporidae. Gene Ontology annotation, molecular function: serine-type endopeptidase activity; calcium ion binding. Gene Ontology annotation, biological process: zymogen activation.